Ostertagia ostertagi is the source of this 522-nucleotide messenger RNA. The record is from the annotation of a GenBank genome assembly. Lineage: Eukaryota; Metazoa; Nematoda; Chromadorea; Rhabditida; Trichostrongylidae.
AUGAGUGAGCAGCAACUCGAUUGCGCAUUGGAUUUGAUGCGCCGCCUACCUCCACAGCAGUGCGAGCGAAAUCUCAUAGAUCUCAUCGACCUCGUUCCAGGACUCUGCGAAGACCUCUUGGGUACUGUUGAUCAACCGCUGAAAGUGGCGAAAGACAAGGAAACUGGCAAGGAAUACCUCCUUUGUGAUUACAGCAGAGAUGGAGAUAGCUACAGAUCUCCGUGGACGAACACAUAUGAUCCUCCGGCAGAGGAUGCCCAGCUGCCUUCGGAAAAGUUGAGAAAAUGGGAAAUCGAAAGCCAUAUGCCAAGCUUCGAAAGGAUAAGAGAUAUGUAUUUCGAGGGAGGCAUAUCAUCGGUGUAUUUCUGGGAUCUCGACCAUGGAUUUGCCGGAGUUGUUCUUAUCAAAAAGAUUUUAUUUGUGCCUUGCGACUGUUUGAUUGUUCGCCUAUUGAGGAGAAGGAAGCAUUUACAUGUUUUUUGCCCUCACCUUGUAGCGUUUUUCCUGGAGACCAGGGGCCGU